Aureobasidium pullulans EXF-150 is the source of this 1693-nucleotide messenger RNA. RefSeq lists its product as uncharacterized. Gene Ontology annotation, molecular function: hydrolase activity. NCBI's taxonomy places the organism in Eukaryota, Fungi, Ascomycota, Dothideomycetes, Dothideales, Saccotheciaceae. The record is from RefSeq and is a predicted model, not a curated record. The transcript is spliced from 2 exons. The coding region runs from base 116 to 1402 and encodes 428 amino acids.
CUUCAGACAUGUUCGUUUGAAUGCCCUCUUCUACCGACGGCACAACCUCAACAACUGACAGCUUGUGUUUUGGUCUCGAGGCGUUUCUCUCUCUUUCUCAGCCGUUUCUCCCCUCAUGCUUGCCUUGUGUCGCUGUCUGCCGCGUCCCAACUCGACACGUAAAUUCAUCUACCGCAGCCUUCAUCUUCACUAUUCAACACUUUCUUCCUCGCGUAGAGAGCAAGUGACCAUUCCGUGCCGAUCCAAUGGUCACAUUACACUAAGUUUAUUUCAUCCUCUUGUAGCUUCGGGUCCCGCGCCUGCCAUCAUCUUGUAUCUCCCUCCUGGCCCUUUGCUACCCACUGCACUACCCACUGUUGAUGUUGGCGCCGCUCUCUCGUCGGUGACUUCAGCCACUGUCGUACAAAUAAAUUAUCGUUGUUCUCAUGAACAUCGAUACCCGACACCUAUUCAUGAUGUCUUGACAGGCUAUGACUGGGUCUUGGAGCAUCUGGUUCCUAGCAGGUCUUUUUACCGUCCUGGUCGAAACAUCAACCAUCGUGUCAAACUAGCCGUAUGCGGUGAACUCGUUGGUGGCAGUCUUGCUGCCAUGCUCACAUUGACUGAAUGUCGCCUUCAAGGACCGUAUGUUGCGGCUGCGGCCAUCAACGAACCCAUCGUGGAUUGGGUCUUUCCCGAAGACGAUGGUGUUGACGAAGAAUCUGUAGCUGAUCGCUUCUCUUCCUUCGUCGAAGCAUUACAAUCUGGCCGAAAACCGAAAGCGAAAUCAAAACCACGUCCGACAAGUUUUUCGACUUUCGCAGAGAGUGGUAUCCUCAACGCAAGCACAUUACUCAAGGCGAGGAACAAUCUCUUCAGAAAACAUGAUGACUACUUCGACACGUUCGCAAGUCCUCUCUUCAACUUUCGCACCGCCGGAAUUGCUGUGCCAUCACCUCAACCAAAAACUCCUGCAGAUGAUUUUGCCGAGUUGUCAUUGUAUGAACGAGAUGAUUUUCAUCGACAACAGAUGAAGAUGAGUUCAUUGUCGUAUAGACUGCAAAACCCGGACAUGCAAGCAGAAGAAACUGCCGAAUCGACGAAGAAGCCAAGGAAGAGUCACAAAAGAUGGCCCAACGCGGGCAGUGGACUUAGGAUUCCUCAGAUGCGUAUCUCAUCUGCAGCGACCAGUCCACUAUCAGACCAGGUUGGAGAGUUUGCCCGACUGAUACAGAAGAGUAUCGUCGCACAAGAGAUCAAGACGGUGGAAGCCGAUGGAGACGAUGCAGCCAAGGAAGCCGCAUACAUGCUUGCUGAGCGCCAAAUCUAUCACAGGACUUCAGAAAGCAUGCGCCUUUGGUCUCUUGGUCAGACUCACGAUUUGAAGCACAUUGCACAUUGGUUCGAACAGAUUCUCCAAUAGACAUGGACAAUCGAGGUUCUACAUAUCAUAUACCACUUCAAUCCUCAGAGGCACCUUUAUUCUUCUCUCUGUCCCCUUUCGUCAUAAACAGAUGGCACGAUGGCUUCGCAAAGUUUGGUCGACGUCUGGCCGUUCUCAAACUUCGCCCAAACACGAGCUUUAGUUUGUCAAAACGAAUUUGGUCUCGGCGAAAUGAGACAUCUGCUAAAAAUACAGCCGACGUUGUCGUAUUUCUUUGCAAUUGAAGCUUGUGGAUAUAAAGACUUCUCCAAUCUGAUGUAUGUUCAUUGG